GUACCGCUUGAUGACGUGUACGCGAUCACGCUUCCCGGAAGUGAAAGUGUCGCUGUACAGAGUUUAGAAACAAACUGUCGACCAGAUGAGUUAAUGUUAAUUUCAUUAAUUUUGCAGACAGAUUGAUCAUCGAGAGAUAUUUGAUUGACAGACGGUGCGUGAUGAUGCGUCACUGCGUCACUCUGGUGAUUUUAAUACUGACAGUGUGUGAGAGCAGCGCGAGGAUCCACCAGCUCACACUUAAGAAUGAGACCCGGUUUGUUGUGCACUUAAACACGUUUGGUUAUUUUGCCAAUGGCUCUCUGGACGUCAAUAUGUCAUCCCUUGUGCUUCCAAAUGUGAAGAAUGACCCCAAUUUUCCUGUUGGCUUUAGCCUGUCAAAAUCUCGAGUCAAUGGAGUUCUGUCCUACACAGUUGAGGAGCCAGCGGAGUGCACACUGAGUAAGACCGCGAGUAAAGAUGAACUGAUACUCUUCAUCAUUGACACAGAAAAGCUCAGUGUUCACAUGAAGCACUUUGGUGAUUCAGACAGCGUGUUGGAGGAUAAACCGAAGACAGAAGAGAAGGCUGAUGGAGCAAGAAGGAGAAGAGAAGAAGAAAAUGCAAACACAUUACCAAAAACAACAGGAGAAGAGAAAGAAACACAACCAGCAACUACAGAAAAAAAGGAUGACAAACAGGUGAAUAAUGGUUCGAUUGAGAAGAUAUUGACCCUGAAGAAAGAUGGAGAUUCCUACAAAUUCGCCUUUCAUCUCACUAUUGGUGCACGGUCUCAAGGCUUGUACAAUCUGGACUUCCACAACUGUCACAAUCUAAAAGGCGGAGCGCUGAGUCUUUAUUCUCUCAAUGUGAACAUCACAGAGAAGAAUCCAGAUGGUUUUCUCUCAGCAUCUGAGAUUCCUCUGCCUCGCCUCUACAUCUCAAUGGCAGCCAUCUUCUUGACUGCUGCUAUUAUCUGGACAUACACGCUGCUCAAAUACAGGUACAGUGUGUUUAAGAUCCACUGGCUGAUGGCAGCGCUGGCGUACACUAAAGCCGUGUCUCUGUUGUUUCACAGUAUAAACUAUCACUUCAUCAACUCUGAGGGUCGUCCUAUUGAAAGCUUGGCCAUCAUGUACUACAUCACCCACCUGUUAAAGGGGGCUCUUCUCUUUAUCACGCUGGCUCUCAUUGGCACAGGUUUUGCCUUUGUUAAAUACAUCCUGUCGGACAAAGAGAAGAAAAUCUUCAUGAUCGUCAUUCCUCUGCAGGUUUUGGCUAAUGUUGCCUUUAUAAUCAUUGAAGAAACUGAAGAAGGAUCCAGUGAAUACGCCCUCUGGAGAGAGAUACUCUUUCUGGUGGAUCUCAUCUGCUGUGGAGCCAUUCUCUUUCCGGUCGUCUGGUCUAUUCGGCAUCUGCAAGAGGCAGCUAAUACAGAUGGCAAAGCUGCAAUGAACCUGGAGAAGUUAAAGCUCUUUAGACAUUAUUAUGUCAUGAUUGUGUGUUAUAUCUACUUUACACGGAUCAUUGCUAUCCUGCUGAAGGUCACUGUGCCGUUCGAUUGGCAGUGGUCUCAAGAGUUUUUAGUGGAGAUUUCCACUUUGAUCUUCUUCGUUCUGACCGGUUUUAAAUUUCGUCCGGCAUCAAAUAACCCAUAUCUACAGCUGCCCCAGGACGAGGAGGACCAGGAGAUGGAUGAAGUUAUCACCGAGUCGGGAGCAUUAGAGGGUAUCCACAGGGUCAAGAAGACGUCUAACGGCCGAGAGAGACCGAGAGAGGAACCAUUGUGAGGAACAUAUUGACGAGGGCAGAACUUGGACUUAAAGACUACCCUGGUGUUGUUACCACGGAAACCACAGCAUCACUAUGCAAGUGUGAAAAGAUGGAAUGGAUAAGAACAUGAAGCGCCACAGGCUUAAUUCUGCUGGAUUUCCUUGUUUGUUAAGAGCAAGGAAACGGGCCGACUUGGACAGUAGCGCCACUGAUAAAAUCUCUUGCUUUGGUUUACAGUAAUGAAAAUGACUCUGCUCGAUCCAUUAAUGUGUUUGUUCGUUUACUCAUUUUUUCCUUCAUUCCAAAGAUUUACAAUCAUUUUACUGGAUGUGCAUUUGAUUCCUUUUAUCUUUAUUAUAAUUAUUAUUUAACCGAAGCAACCCUGGCUGGUGAUGAAAGUUGCUGUAUCUUUUUGUUUGUAUUACACAGCUUUUCUGUUAAUUUUAUGAUUGAUGUCAAAGAUAUCUGAAGGCAAACUUUUCGAUAGCUACCAAGAAACUAGCCUAAACAAAUUAAAUCAUCAAACACGUCUUGUGGUGUAGACGUGAAUGUUCUGCCUUACAUAGAUGGAGAUAUAUUUAAGUUGUUUUGCUGGACAAUGUUCAAUUUUCACGCGUGAUCGGUUGACAUUUAUAUACAGUCAUAAACGACGUUAAAAGCUUCUGACACGUACCACCUACAAAUAAAUAUUCAAAAGUCAAGAUCCAAACCUAGACAAAUAUUCAAAAGUCAUGCUCCAAACUUAUGUUUUUCUGCUGUAUUUUGAAUUUGGGGGUGCUUUAUUUUACAUUGUAACAUUGGCUACAUGUGUUUUGUUGGUUUUCCUUGUAUUUUAAUCCGGUAAUUUUCAUAAAUUAAGUAUAAACCACUGUUAUACCGUUUCUAUGCCUCGAGCGAACGAUCGGGUUCUGUUCAAAUCUACCGAAAAGCGCGCCAAGCUUUAAGUUUAGCGUUGUAGAUUUGUCUCGCUCACUGUAUUCAUUGUGUUUAGACAUGCAAACAUGUGGACUUAACGGUACUCAAGUUUGUAGUUGUUAUUUUCUGUAUCAGGGCUUUUGUUUUUCUGUCAGAUAAACUCAAUCCUGCUUGAUUUGGUUUGGUUCACCGUACUAACUGAUUCAACUUGUAAGGUUUAAAUAAACAUAACGUAAAAUACC
Paramisgurnus dabryanus is the source of this 2909-nucleotide messenger RNA. The record is from RefSeq and is a predicted model, not a curated record. Lineage: Eukaryota; Metazoa; Chordata; Actinopteri; Cypriniformes; Cobitidae.